AUGGAAGACGCUAACGCUAGUAAGGCUAUUGUUCUGUUCUACUUGGUGGGUCUGAUCCUGCUGGGAGCAAAUGCAGACCCAGUUGAAGAUAAACAAGCUUUACUAGACUUCAUCGCCAAAUUCCACCACUCCAGAGCACUAAACUGGAACGAGAGCUCCUCACUCUGCAACGAAUGGACUGGAAUCACUUGCAACGAAGAUGGCUCUCGAGUGAUCUCCGUUAGGCUCCCCGGCGUCGGCUUCCAAGGCCCCAUUCCUCCCAACACUCUCAGCCGUCUCUCUGCGUUGCAGGUUUUGAGCCUUAGAUCCAAUGGGAUUACUGGGGAAUUCCCUUCUGAUCUCUAUACUCUAAAGAACUUGUCUUUUCUCUACUUGCAAUACAACAACUUAUCUGGGUCGUUGCCAGCUGAUUUCACUGUCUGGAGCAACCUCACCAUUGUGAAUUUCUCCAACAAUAGGUUUAGUGGCACUAUCCCUAGCUCACUUAAGCAAUUGACCCGACUCGCUGCUUUGAAUCUCGCAAACAAUACCCUCUCCGGUGAAAUCCCUGACCUUGGUUCACCAGCUCUGCAGCAGAUCAACUUGUCCUACAAUUACCUCUCUGGUGCCAUCCCUAACUCUCUCAGGAGAUUCCCAAUCUCAGUGUUUGCUGGUAACAGCAACGUUUCGGCUGAAGAAGGUGGUUUCAAUCCACAUUCCUCUCCAUUUCCUACACCAUCACCGCCACAUUCGGUUCUUCCUUCGUCCAAACCCGGGAAGCGUCUCAGUGAAGCAGCAUUGCUCGGGAUUAUAGUUGCUGUUGGGGUGUUAGUAUUGGUGGCUUUUGCUCUAUUGCUCGUUGUUUGUUGCUCGAGGAAGAAAGGAAGUGGUGAAGAUGUGUAUUCGAUUUCGACAAAGUUGCAAAAGGGUGGAAUGUCCCCUGAGAAGAUGGUCUCAAGGAGCCAGGAUGCUAGCAACAAGCUGGUGUUCUUCGAUGGAUGUAACUACGCAUUCGAUUUGGAAGACUUGUUGAGAGCUUCUGCUGAGGUUUUGGGGAAGGGCACGUUCGGAAUGGCUUAUAAGGCGAUAUUGGAGGAUGCUACUACAGUGGUGGUGAAGAGGUUGAAGGAAGUGGGUGCUGGGAAGAGAGAUUUCGAGCAGCAGAUGGAUAUCGUCGGUGGGAUUAGGCACGAGAAUGUGGUUGAGCUCAAGGCUUAUUACUUCUCCAAGGAUGAGAAGCUUAUGGUGUGUGAUUACUACGCCCGGGGGAGUGUCUCAGCUAUGCUUCAUGCCAAAAGAGGGCACGAGAGAGUGCCAUUGGACUGGGAAACGAGGAUGCAGAUCGCCCUAGGUGCAGCACGCGGCAUCUCAUGUAUUCACCAAGCAAAUGGAGGGAAAUUUGUCCAUGGCAACAUCAAGUCCUCCAACAUAUUCCUGAACCCCACCACCGGCUACGGAUGUGUCUCCGAUGUCGGUUUAUCAGCCGUGAUGAGCGCACUUGCCCCUCCGAUCUCUCGUGCAGCUGGCUACCGAGCACCGGAGGUCACCGACACGAGGAAAGCAACACAAGCUUCCGAUGUCUACAGCUUCGGCGUGGUCCUGCUUGAGCUUCUGACUGGGAAGUCUCCAAUUCACACCACGGGUGGGGACGAGAUCAUACAUUUGGUGAGGUGGGUUCAUUCGGUUGUGCGAGAGGAGUGGACAGCCGAAGUCUUCGAUGUGGAGCUGCUGAGGUACCCGAACAUCGAGGAAGAGAUGGUCGAGAUGCUGCAAAUCGCAAUGUCUUGCGUGGUGAGGGUUCCUGAUCAGAGGCCGAAGAUGGACGAGGUUGUGAAGCUGUUGGAGGGUGUUCGAGCUAGGGAUACCGAGAACCGGGGAUCUACGGGAACUUCAACUCCACAGAUGGCGUCAACACCGGUAGCAGCUCCUGCUGCAACUUCGCCACCGCCUCUAGAAUCAUGA
Linum trigynum is the source of this 1941-nucleotide messenger RNA. The record is from the annotation of a GenBank genome assembly. NCBI's taxonomy places the organism in Eukaryota, Viridiplantae, Streptophyta, Magnoliopsida, Malpighiales, Linaceae.